This is a messenger RNA of Funneliformis caledonium, 639 nucleotides long. The record is from the annotation of a GenBank genome assembly. Lineage: Eukaryota; Fungi; Glomeromycota; Glomeromycetes; Glomerales; Glomeraceae.
AGCCUGAUCUCAAAAAAAAGUUUGCUAAAAACCUGAGUUUGAAGAACUCAUAUGACCUCAAGGAUGAAAAACAAGAGAACACAGCUUCAGAAACUAAAUCCGGAGCAUUGAUUGAUACGGAAUUCACUUCAAAACUGGUAGCAAAUGUUGAAGAUGACAUCGAAAACAUUGCAGAUCCAAUUGGGGAGGAACUUGCCACAAAUGCACUUGAAUAUCGUCGUUUACUCGAAUCCGACACUCUUGAUCCAUUGCAGGGUACACAUAUAUUAAUCGUUCAUAAGAAAUUUGUUAGAUACGGAUCAAGUAAAGAAGAAAAGAAAAUGAGGGAGGAUUAUCCAGAUGCUAUUACAUUUUCAGCACCUGAUGCUAAUACAAAUACAGGUGCAGAGAAAGAGUGGCAGGUGCAUAUUCGUCUUCGAAAUACAGUAAAUGCCCAGGAUGAAGCGGGAAUAGCAAAUGUAGAGCAAGGUUUCCGAAUGAUAAUGGAUACAGACGCAACAACGACUGUAAUCCCAUACUUUAUAAGAAGAAAACUAUAUAAUGCUCAAGAUGGUUGGAGUCCAAAUCCUAGUAGAGCUGAUGGAUAUGGUGCUAGCACAAAAAUGUUUCAGGCUUCAAGAGAUUGGUACAUUUGCUUAG